Staurois parvus is the source of this 283-nucleotide messenger RNA. The record is from the annotation of a GenBank genome assembly. Lineage: Eukaryota; Metazoa; Chordata; Amphibia; Anura; Ranidae.
UCACUUCACAAGUUAACCACUAGCCUACAGGGCACUUCUACCCCCUUCCUGCCCAGGCCAAUUUCCAGCUUUCAGCGCUGUCACACUUUGAAUGAUAAUUGCGCGGUCAUGCAACACUGUACCCAUAUGAAAUUUUUAUCAUUUUUUUUUGAGACAGAGCUUUCUUUUCGUGGUAUUUAAUCACCUCUGUGAUUUUUAUUUUUUCUUAAACAAACCAAAAACCACUACAAAUUUUGAAAAAAAACAUUUUUUCUUAGUUUUUGUUAUACAAUUUUGUAAAUAA